Molecule: messenger RNA, 1391 nt
Organism: Mollisia scopiformis
Lineage: Eukaryota; Fungi; Ascomycota; Leotiomycetes; Helotiales; Mollisiaceae
Exons: 3
Coding region: 277-1077 (266 amino acids)
Source: RefSeq, a predicted model, not a curated record
CGUCUCGCAGGUCUGCAUUCCAUUUACAAACGUGUCUGCCGUGCCUCCGGUAGAUCAUUGCUGCUUCUGCAAUGAGCAAAGCUUGAUUCCACAAUGGAUGCAUCCCAACAGAGAUGCCCAAUAAAGGUAUAAAGCUUUGCCUGCUUGUCCGGUCCCUCGAACUUGAGCCUUGAGAGUCUCGACUGUUUACCACUGUCUGUACAGCCUGUUUUUUCAACCUUCGGUAUCUCACCAAAAUCCUUUUCUGAUCUGCACAGCACGUCGCUUAAUGUUAACAUGGCUUUUGUUCGUUCGAAUAACGACGAUAUAGUCGACGGGGCGUUACGCACUCCACCUGAUGGCGGGCCUCAUGGCAGCGGGGAUACCCACCUCUUCCUAGAGGCUGAGAACCGGGGCGCGGAUAAGGAGGGCAGAAAGACGGGGUCAACGGCUUCACACGCGGAACAGAAAAUUCUAUCUAUUGGUAGCCUAGUCAACGAGCUUGCUUGUCUUGGGCUCGUAGCUGCAUCACUCUUUGGCAUUGCCGCGAUCCUUUGGGUGUAUGAUGGCAGACCAUAUCCCGAAUGGUCGAUGGGCCGUUUAGGCAAUGUCACACUUAACACAAUCAUUUCCAUUAUCUCGACCGCUUUCCGCGCCGCUCUUCUUGCUCCUGUUGCGCAGUCAAUCAGCCAAUUCUCUUGGUUGUGGUAUACGCGGCCGAGAUCUCUCGAAGAUGCUGUCUACUACGAUUUUGCAAGCAGGGGACCGUUUGGAAGUUUGCGCUUCCUCUCCAAACUUCAUAUCAGGAGUCUUGCAAGCAUCGGUGCAAUCAUCAUAUUCACUGCCCUGGCUCUUGACCCGUUUUUUCAGCAGAGUGUGAAGUACAAUACUCGUUCCGCCGUAGAUGCCACUCAGCAGGCCCAAUCGGUGGCAGCGUACAACUAUGGUACCGGGUUUAAAGGUGCAGCUGAAGUAAGUGAUGGCUAUACUUCACUUCCCUACAACAUGAGGGCGGCUGUCUACCAAGGAUUGCUCGCUGGAAAUCUCAUCUCGAUUCCCGACCCACCUUUCAAUUACCCCACGGGCAACUGUACUUGAGAUCCGUUUAGCACUUUAGCUGUCAGUUCGCAGUGCACGGAUAUAACAUCACAUGUACAACUGAACUGUAGUGCUAUCCAUCCUAGUAACAUACAAGCUCCCUUCUGCCACUUUGUGGCACCAGAGGACAGUAUACUACAGACGGCACUGGUAAACGUCAGCGAAGCCACUGCUUUCAGUAUCCAAUCUGAUUUCGCGACGUUCACUUCUCUUCGCCUUCCGGAGCUGGAAUCCUAUGCUAACUCUACUGGACUUCUCGCCACGGUACAAUGGGUGAAAGCUACUGGCGCAAUACAACCUCUAGGCUACAUCAC